UUGGGCUGCCUUAGCUAAGCAAUGGAUACAAAUGCAGCAAAACCAGCCUCCAGAUCCUGCGUUGCCAGGUCCUCCACCUACUGUACCUCCACCUCCAGCUCCAGCAUCUGUGCCACCUUCAGCUGCUUUGCCACCACCUCCAGGACAUAUGCCUUUAGUACCAGAAGACUUUCCUGAGGGAACUGUUACAGCACCAAUACUGAAACCACACCUUUCCAGUACUGUACCUGAGCCUUUUCACCCAGAAAGGCCAUUUGAAAAUGAACCAGUUACAGGACCAUUCAUUCCUAAACCCGGUGAUAAUACUUAUUGGAGCAAAUCACAGUGGGAAGCCAGUGCUGCUGGUGAUAUUGAUGAAAGGUUAUGGAUGCCUCCUGUUGAACCUCCUGCAGCUAUACCUGCACCAAUAAUAGCAGGGAAAGAAACAUUUGAUUAUGGUCAUAUGCAUGAUAAUCCUCCUUUGGCAAUGCAGUCUAUUGAUUACAAUCAUAUGUCUGAUUUUUCGUAUAACCAAGUGUAUGCACCACCUGAAAAUCAGUAUGAUCAAUAUUGGUCUCAAGUGAAUGCAGCUCCUGCAAUAUCACCUAUGUUUUUAAAAAAAGAACGUAUUGAUAACAGCUUACAACCUGAAGAGGACACUUCACAGAUUGAUGCGGCUAAGCGAAAGCAGUUGCCAGCUUGGAUCCGUGAUGGAUUGGAAAAAAUGGAGCAAGAGCGUUUAAAAAGACUUGAAAAGGAAAGAGCUGCAAAAGAAAAAGUAGAGAAAAUAGCUAAGACGGCAGCAAAUAAAGCAGAUUUAGAUUCAAAAGAGGAUUCAGCUAUUACUGUGCCUUCUAAAUCUAAAUUUGAAAGUGAUAGUGAAGGUGAGGGAGUUGAUGAAAAUGAUGAAAUAACAGAGAAAAUUGUAUCACCUGAUGAAAAGCGCAUACCGUCUCCAGUUGAAGAUGUAAAAACAGAAGAAGAAAAGAAGCAAGAAUUAAUGCUGAAAGUGCGCCGAAUGUUGACUGAAGUUUUAUUAUCUGUGACAAAUGCAGAAAUGCUUUCUAUUGCCCAAGAGGUGUAUAGGAAAGCAUUGUCUAAAGUUCCAGCGCGUCAGCUGGCCUCAUCCAAGUCACUGACUUCUGUAGCGUCCAGUUUACGUGGUCUUGCCAGCUACGGAACAGAAAGUGAAGACAGUGAAGGAGAGGAUGAAAAAGAUGCUUCAGAUUCUGAAGAGGAGCUGUAUCGUAGGAUUAAAGAAAAAAAGAAAUUAUUUGCAGUAAAGGAAAAGAAAAUUAUAGCUGAUCUUGAAAAGAAGGAAUUAGAAGAGCGGGCAGAAGCUGAAAAGUUGAAACAAGAAAAUAUACUAAAACAAGCCACAUUAGCUAACAAUGUGCAAGAAAAAGUUUCAAGUGAUGCCAUUUCUGAUCAAGUCCGUUCUCCUGUUGCCUUACCAGAAUCAGUUCCACAGCUUCCCAUAGCUCUAUCAAGUGAUGUAUCUUUGAUAACAGAACAAAGUCAAGAAGCACAAUUAAAUAUAAAAGAAGAGAAAGAUAAAGAACCAAUAAAGGAAGCUGCAAAGCAAGUAGAUAAUGAGGAAUCUGAUUCAUCUGAUUCAACUUCUAGCUCAUCAGAUAGCGAUAGUGAAUCUGAAGAAAAGCGGAAGAAAAAAUAUAGCAAACAGGAAGAAAAAAGAUCAUCUGGUAGUGUUAGGAAAAGUUCAAAAAGCGAAAAGAGCCAGACAAAACACAGUAGUAGUAGUAGCCGACAGAGGCGUAGCAGAAGUAGAGAUAGCGAUAGUUCAGAGAAACAUAGAAAAAGUCACUCUUACGAUAAGAAAAGCAGUAGUAGUUAUAAGAAAAGGAAGAAAUAUAAAAGAAGUGAUAGUAGCAGUAGUUCUAGUGGUACAUCUAGAAGAAGAAAGCAUAAUUCUAAAUCUGAGUCAAAUCAUAAUCAUAGUAGGGAACGUAGGAGUCGUAGUUAUGAUGAACGGGAAGGAAAACGUAGGCGGAGUGUUAGUUCUUCCAGAAGUUACCGCAGAAGUGACAGCCAUUCAUAUAGGUCAUCACAUUCAAAUAGGCAUGAAGACAGAUAUAAAUAUGAUAGGCGACAUAAGAAUGAUAAGAAAUAUCGAGAAUACAAACACAGUCCUUCACCGUCUGGACAUUCAUCAAAGCUUCCAAAAAAAUACAGAACAAGUAGGUCUCUUAGUUCUGAAAGUGAAAGUUCUGGUAAGAAAUUGAAGAAAUCCCGACAUCGAUGACCUACAGGCUAAGAUCCAUAUCUUGUACAGUGAAAUUUUAUCACCUAUCAAGAAAAGGGCAAGUUUUUAUUUGUAGGACCUGUUUUCAUUUUGUAUGUUAUGGUCUGCUUAUUUGUAAAAUUAUGCUGUAAAAUAGACACAUUUUGAGUGCAAA
Messenger RNA from Stegodyphus dumicola, 2396 nucleotides. RefSeq lists its product as uncharacterized. Lineage: Eukaryota; Metazoa; Arthropoda; Arachnida; Araneae; Eresidae. The record is from RefSeq and is a predicted model, not a curated record.